AGUUGUCUUGCUACAGAAAUUAGAUGUUUUAGCUAGAUAGCAACGCAAGAGGUUGAGUUUUUUUAGAGCAUGUCCGGCACGUUUUUCAUUUUAAGAAAAACUGUGCGACCGACACGACACCACAGUGGCUACCGAUGAGUCGAUGACACGUCAGCUUAUUACAAGCUGAGAGGUGAGAGCAGCUACCUACCACUGAGAAGACGAUAGCUAGGCCGAUAAUACAUGAUGGAACUACAGUAGGUUAACUCGAUAUUCCUAUACUAGGUUACUAGGUUAAAAAAUCAUUAACCAAUUUAACUUUUCCUUUCUGAACUAGUAACUCAAGACCACCCUUUCGGCCUUUCCACGAAAAGUCCUCUCUUCGGGGCUAAUGAGAUGGGGUAACUCGGUCAAAAUUGAAGACGCUUACGCACCAACGGUGUUAAAAUAUUGGCAAUCAUUGCUCGCCGAGGCCCGGUGUUAAAAUAUUAACCAACGGUGAAUGAUUGGAUGAUUGGAUCAGACACCGCCCGAGGUGGCAACAUCUGAGCCAGAACAGCUCAGCUGGUCUGCCAAUUCCGCCAACCGCCAAUUCCCACCGCUCCGUCGCGGCGGCCGCCGCCGAAGCGGGUGACGUGACGAAUCCGUCCGGCUCCGGCCGCCCCCACCCCCCGCCCGCGAAACGGCGACGGGUCGAGGAGGACGCCGAGGUGGCCCCAGUCGGUCGAUGGUUCGCCGCCGGCUCCGGGGCACAUGGACUCCUCCGGCUCCUCGAACGAUCUCGCGUCGAAGAGCUCUCUGACGCUGGGGGAGCUAGCGUGCGCGGUGCUGCUCCCCGUGCUCGCCGUGCUCGACGCGGCCCUGCUCGCGGCCUCGAGGUGCUUCGAGAAGAGCCCGCCCAGGCUGCUUCCCGCUCUCGACGCAGGCGCGCGCCUCCGAGCUGGCGGGCGCCUCACCUUCCGUGAGCUCGCCGAGCUCGCCGACGAGUCCCGCUGCUUCUCGGUGAACGAGGUGGAGGCGCUGUACGAGCUGUACAAGAAGAUCAGCUGCUCCAUCAUCAACGACGGCCUGAUCCAUAAGGAGGAGCUGCAAUUGGCAUUGUUCAAGGUGCCGUCUGGGAAAAAUCUUUUCCUAGAUAGAGUUUUUGAUCUUUUUGAUCAAAAGAAAAAUUCUGUUAUUGAAUUUGGAGAGUUUGUCCAUGCAAUAAGUGUGUUUCACCCAAAUGCUCCUCUUGAAGAUAAAAUUGAUUUUUCAUUCAGAUUGUAUGACUUGAGGCAAACUGGUUUCAUUGAGCGUGAAGAGGUCAAACAGAUGGUCAUUGCUACCUUGAUGGAGUCACAGGUGGAGCUGACUGACGAACUUGUGGAAGUGAUACUAGACAGGACUUUCGAGGAAGCUGAUACUGAUAAGGACAACAGGAUUAGCAGAGUGGAGUGGAAAGCUUUUGUGUUGCGGCACCCUUCUGCUAUAAAGAAGAUGACACUGCUACACCUGAAGGACACCACAGCGGCAUUCCCCAGCUUCGUUUUCAAUACACAAGUUGAAGACUAGGGGUGAUACACAGUUGAUUGUGCGGUAUUAUUGUGGCAGCUAAGUCAGAACAGAGAUGGAGAUGAGCAGUCGACGAAGAAAAAGAAACGGGAGCUCUGGAGUGCAAAGAUUGGUGGAUAUCGGAUAGCACCAAAACCCGGUGUUCCUGCUGACCUGUCCCCGUCUCCAGUCGAGUAGAUCGGUGCGCAAGCAAGCUGCUGCUGGAGGAGUCAGCUUCCGUGCUCGCGGUUUGAUAAGGGGCAUGCGUAUCACAUUUUUUUUUCAUUCCAUCGCUAUCGGCAUUGUUGUGAAUUGUGAAAAUCUGACAGCGGCUGCUUCUAGAGGCAUUCCAUUCAUUGGAUUAGGGUACAUACCUACCGUAGUUCUUUUAUCUCAACUUUGGCAGUCCCAAAUUGUUCAAGUGUUUCAGUAUUUUAUCAAGGCAAGCAGUAGCAGUAGUAGUUCCAAUAUGGUAUCUUCAAUGUAAGUUGUUGCUCCAAUAUUGGUAUCUUUAAAUGUACUCUUUUUCUAGAA
Messenger RNA from Panicum hallii, 2043 nucleotides. Its product is annotated as calcineurin B-like protein 10. The coding region runs from base 733 to 1530 and encodes 265 amino acids. Gene Ontology annotation, molecular function: kinase binding; calcium ion binding. The transcript has 9 exons. The record is from RefSeq and is a predicted model, not a curated record. Gene Ontology annotation, biological process: calcium-mediated signaling. Lineage: Eukaryota; Viridiplantae; Streptophyta; Magnoliopsida; Poales; Poaceae.